AUAGGAACCGAAAGCUGCCCAUUCAUUUUAGUAUUGGUUUCUCUUACAGUAAUCUCCAGUUGUGUAAUAAUUCUCCAAUCAAAACUGCGGUUUUAUUAAUUGUCCCAACUUUAUCCAUUUGCCUUGUUUUUAGCAAAACAAAAAUGGGAAAUCAUAAGCAAAACCAUCUCUACUUUACUUUCUGAUCUCCCAAAUUUCCUUUAAUUAUCCUUCCAAUUUUCCAUCUUCCAACUUUCCCGAGCGAUUUUUAUUUAUUUUUCCAUAGAAAAAAAUGAUGCGAAGUCAACAGCAAAAUCAUCGGCAACGGGAUCAGCUGUCAUGUGCUAUUUACGAGCUGUCGGCGCUAGUCCUGAACCUCCUCCGAUGGACGCCGACGACGAGCAGUUUGGCCGACCAAUCACCGAUGCGGACGAAGAUAACGACGGUGGGAUGUGGUUGGCUGAUGAUGGGGAUAUCGGUUUCUUUAAUGCUCUGUGGAUCAGUCACUUUCUUUUUAGGGUUCAUGUUGAUGCCUUGGGUUGUUGGUUUACUCAUGGUUUUUUACAUCGCCGGGAUUGUUUCAACGAUCUCGAUGUUCGGUCGCCGGAUUCUUUGUUACGUCAUGGCACCUUCCUCCACCCGGAAAAGAUAUUACUGAAUGGAAGCUUUUGUGAGGAGCAAAGGUGAUUUCAAAAUGCUGCAUAAAAGGGAAAGCGAGCAAGGAAGGUUCCCUGUUGGAGCAUUAAAGCAGGAGGUGUGGAUAUUGCUUAUUGAUUUUACUAGAAUUAGUGACUUAUACAACGAUUAAACAAAUCAUUAUGUAUUGGAUUAUUGAUUUUUUAUUUAUAUUUAAACUGUCCUAUUCCAAUAUUUAUGUUGAUCUAUUUGUAAUGGGGACAAAGUCAAUUGUGAUUAAUAAUUCAAUUAAUACAUAGACAAACUAAUUUCACGUCCAA
Molecule: messenger RNA, 935 nt
Organism: Hibiscus syriacus
Lineage: Eukaryota; Viridiplantae; Streptophyta; Magnoliopsida; Malvales; Malvaceae
Exons: 2
Coding region: 319-666 (115 amino acids)
Source: RefSeq, a predicted model, not a curated record